UCUACCCAUGCAUCCAUCCAUCCAUCCAUCCAUCCAUCUAUCCAUUCAUGCCUUCAUCCAUCUAUCUAUAUAUAUAUAUCCAUCCAUCCAUCCAUCCAUCCCUUUCCACAUUUCCCUUCUAUUCCGCUGCAGAAGGAUGAUGGCCAUGAUUCUGUGGGUGGCCCUAAGCCUAUGUGGCUGGCUCUCCCUCUACGCCUGGUCCUGCCAUCACUACCGAGAGCGUGCCUGCGAAUGGAGCUGCCGAUUGGUCACGUUGACUCAUGGCGUCUUCGUCACCUGCCUCUCCGGCUACAUUGGGUUUAUCGACGGUCCCUGGCCAAUGACUUACCCAGGGUACCCAAAUACGGCACUUCAGGUCCACGCCUUGUGCAUCAGUUUGGGUUACUUCCUCUUUGACCUGGGAUGGUGCGUCUACUUUAAGGCUGAAGGACCUUUGAUGUUGGUCCACCAUUCUGUCAGCAUCCUGGGCAUCAGCGCCUCCCUGGCCUUGGGCGAGUCUGCCGGCGAGGUCAACGCCGUCAUCUUUGGCAGCGAACUCACCAACCCCUUCCUGCAGGCCCGUUGGUUUCUGCGGGAGAAGGGGUUGUACCCCAGCUUGAUAGGAGACGUGGUGGACUUCCUCUUCGUGGUGCUUUUCGCAGGCGUGAGGAUCGGGGUCGGGGCUUGGCUGAUGUACUGCGUGUUGUUGUCACCCAGGCCCAGAGUCUUCAUCAAGGUUGGAGGUUUCAUCAUGUAUGCAGUGUCUUGCGUUUUCAUGGUCAGCAUUUUUAGGUUUGCCCGGCGUAAAACCAUGAAGAAAUAUCAGGCCUGGAGGGCUUGGUGGAACAAAGAGGUGGACUUGAACGCCAAUGGAUAUGUCAAGAGUCACUGACCUGAUCGUGGGUUGUUCUCCAAGAUUUAGCAUCGAUAAUUAGUUUGGUCUUGUUUGAACCACCGACAGAGUGAAGGGGCCAAGGCGGCGUUGUAGGUAGAUCACAGGACUACGUCUGGAGAAAUCCAGGGUCCACCUCCCUGCUCAACCGUGAAACUCAGUUGGAUGAGGGUGGACUUGCUGCUACCGGUACUCCGAGCCAACCCUACUUCCCAGAACUGUUGGAGGAAGAAAUGAGACAACUGCCACUGCCGAUGUCCUAAGCAAUGGGUGGAAAGGUGGAAGAUAACUACGAUCUAGAGAGAUGCAUCGGAUGUCGCAAGCCAGAAUAGAGUUGAUUCCUGUUUCAACCCAGUGCAGAUGCUCGUGCUUAGUGGGAAGGUGUUGCACACACUCGUGUUGUGGGGGACCUUUUCUAAUAACCUUUCUAUUUUUCAAAAUUAAGACAUAAUCCCAGUAACCCAGGAGUAUUUCUAAAGAGCCUCCUGGAUGGGUUGGUUGCCACUACCAAACUUUUCCUGGUUUGGAAUUUGUUUUUCCCUCUUGUUCGCUGUCCCUGAAUUAAGGGGACCAGAUGAAACAUGGGUAAGAUAUAGAAGAGCACAGUCCAUACUGUUAAAUAAUUUAGAAUGGGUUCUUCCUAGAUCGUCUUUGAAGGACAGUGAAGUUAUAGGCCAUCAAGUCUUAGCUUCCCUGGCAUUAAAUAGAUAGAGAUCUGUCUGUCUGUCUGUCUUGCUCAAUAUAUCCAUCCAUCCAUCCAUCCAUCCAUCCAUCCAUCCAUCAUCUGUCAUCUAUCUAUCUAUCUAUCUAUCUAUCUAUCUAUCUAUCUAUCUAUUUUUCCAUCCAUCCAUUUCCAUCCAACUUUUCAUCCAUCUAUGCUUUCUACCUUGUAUCCAUCCAACUUUCCAUCCAUCCAAUCUUCUAUCUAUCCAUCCUUCCACCCACCCACCCAAUCUUCUAUCCACCCACCCACAUAUCCAUCCACAUAUCCUUCCUUCCUUCCAUCCAUCCACCAUCUGUCAUCUAUCUAUCUAUCUAUCUAUCUAUCUAUCUAUCUAUCUAUCUAUCUAUUUUUCCAUCCAUCCAUUUUCCAUCCAACUUUUCAUCCAUCUAUGCUUUCUAUCUUCUAUCCAUCCAACUUUCCAUCCAUCCAUUCAAUCUUCUAUCUAUCCAUCCUUCCACCCAUCCACCCAAUCUUCUAUCCACCCACCCACCCAUCCAUCCAUCCAUCCAUCCAUCCACAUAUCCUUCCUUCCUUCCUUCCAUCCAUCCAUCCAUCCAUCCAUCCAUCCAUCCAUCCAUCCAUCCAUAUUCAUGUCUCCUUCCAGAUAUCCUCCAGAUCCCUUUCUCCAUAGCUGCCCCCUUCCAGAAGACAAACUGGGAGCUCUUCUGCAUUAUUAUCUUUUCCUUGCCAAUCCUAUUGCUGAAUCACCACAAAAUGUUUUCCGUUAUCAUCUGUACUAAGCAAAAGGAGAGUCAACUAAAGACUAACCAAAAAAAAAAGCGGGGGGUAAGAAACCAGUUUAGAGACCAGUCUGGAUUUCCAUGGGGAGAUUGCAGAAUUUAAGAGUCAUCACCUCUUCAGACAACGCAGCCUGAUUCUCCUUUCCAUGCCGGGCUGAUUUGUCUAUGGGGAAGAAAAUGGAGCUAAAUGAGUCUCCUUGGUGUGCUAGAUUUCCCAUGGAAUCUGCUUUGGUUUUCAAACAGAGGAACCUGCAAAUAUUCAUCUCAGGUGUACAUUCCAGGUAUUGAAGUAGGUUUGUUUCCUUGGCUCACCUGGCCUCUCAUCAUCUCUUCCAGGGGUGGUAUUCACUCACCCUUCGCUACCGGUUCGCAAAUGUGAGCGUGCGCAUGUGCAGAGUGUCAAAAACGGGAUGUGACGACCAGGGGUGGGUUCUACUUACCUUUACUACCAGUUCGCAACGGGAGCACUUCCGCGCAUGCGCAGAUCAUCCAUUAUGACGUCAGGGCGGGUGGGCGGGGCUUCCCGCCGCUUUUACUACCAGUUUGCAAGAACCGGACAGAACCAGGAGCAACCCACCACUGGUGAUGACGUCCCGGCGGGUGGCCGGAACCUCCCACAGCCGCCGCUACCGAUUCGCCCGAACCGGAUAAAACCGGCUGAAUCUCACCACUGAUCUCUUCCCUGCGAAAGGGCCAGGUUUGAGAGACAAGGAAGCAAGAGCGUCCAUCUUUAAAGAGAUGAGCUAUAUAUUUAUUUUAUUUAUUGACAGACGGACUGACAAAUGGUUUCCUUUGCCACAGUUUCGAUGCUGCUCUGUUCCCCAAAACUCUUUGCCUUUCCCAGACGGCGAAGGGGGUUUGGUCUUUAAAAAGGCACUAAGAGGUGUCACUAAGCGGUUAACCUGUAUACGUCUUUGGCAUUACCAUGUAACAGUGAUUCCAAUGUCCCACCAAUGAUGGGCACAGCAAAACUGUAUUAUGUUUUAUAACAAAUAACAAUAAUAAUAAAAAAAGAUUUUACGGACAUAAAA
Pantherophis guttatus is the source of this 3366-nucleotide messenger RNA. The record is from RefSeq and is a predicted model, not a curated record. Lineage: Eukaryota; Metazoa; Chordata; Lepidosauria; Squamata; Colubridae.